CUAUUGUGUACAUGGCGCGUAACGAACCCAACAUCUGACCUCUUUUGAGGAUCACGACAAAUGACACAAUUCAAAAUCCACCGCCACCACCAACAACAACAAAUUGAGAUCCUCUAGCUCCGAUAAUCUCACCCAUGGUCAGAGAAAAUCAAGAACAAGAACACCUUUGUCGUGGCCUAAUCGUCGGGAAUUACUGCCACGAUGUUCUCAUCAAAGACGACGUCGUGAUCGCCGAUAGCCUCGGCGGCGCCGCGGCCUUCAUCUCGGCCGUCCUCGACGGCCUCUCUAUUCCCUCCGCCUACGUCUCCAAGGUCGGUCCCGACUUCGCCUACGAUGUCAAUCACCACCCCAUCGUCUCCUCCUCGCUCACCACUCUCUUCCACGCCCAUUUCUCUUCCGAACCCACCGAAUCGAGACGCCAGGAUCGGGUCCUCAGUCGGGUCCGAUCCUGCGAUCCGAUUCUCCCAUCGGAUCUUCCCGACUCCAGAUUCGAUUUCGGUAUGGCGGUUGGGGUCGCUGGAGAGAUACUCCCCGAAACCCUAGACCGAAUGCUAGGAUUAUGCCGCGUGGUGUUCGUUGACAUUCAGGCGAUCAUUCGAGUUUUUGAUUCUGAAGAUGGAACAGUGAGGCUGGUUGGGUUGAUGGAAAGUGGGUUUUCUCACCUAUUGCCUCGAAUUGGGUUUCUCAAAGCUUCGGCUGAGGAAGCCCCUUUCAUUGAUGUUGAGGAGGCUAGGAAAUUGUGCUGUGUUGUUGUGACAAAUGGGAAGGACGGUUGUACUGUGUAUUGGAAGGAUGGGGAAUCCCACAUUGCGCCAUUUCCGACGGUUCAGGUCGAUCCCACCGGCGCUGGUGAUAGUUUUUUAGGGGGUUUUGUUGCCGGGCUUGUUCAAGGGUUGCCGGUGCCGGACGCUGCACUGUUGGGUAAUUUUUUUGGUUCUCUCACUGUAGGGCAUGUUGGAUUUCCCAAUUUUGACUCAAGAUUGUUGCAGAGAGUCCAGGAUGAGGUGCGGAGGAGAAAGUUGCAGUGCAGUGGCUGCAUUGAGGAACGAGAUGAUAGAAUGAAGUUUGUGAAGCCAUUAGGUCAUGAUCAAUUCCAUGCAUCACUUGCUGCAACCAAAUUAACAUCCUCCUGUAGUAACUGGGAAUGCCAACAGGAAUUGCGGAGUUCUCCUGUAGCGGUAGAGCAGGAUAUCCACCAGCAGUACACCAGUCAGCAGAAAUUAUUACUUAAUUCAGUGUUUGAAGAACCAAUUCAGUCGGUUAAUAGAACACCUUGACACGGGAAAUCCUCCCAAUUUUCCAGACCCCUGUUCAUUUUUCGAUUAUGCAUAGGUUUUUUGUUGAACAAAUAAAGAUUUCCUAGCAUGAAGCUUUGUGUUGGUUAUGUGAUCCAAUUUGUGAAGCAUUCAAUAGGCAAAUCAAACCCUCCACCUCCAUCUUGUAUAGGCCAGGUACCUUGUGUGCUCACAAAUAUAUUUUCCCGGCUGUGUAACAUUUUGAACAAUAGACUUGACCAAUUGCUUUCUGAAUGGUGUGGAUGUCAAGGAUCUGAAGUUCGGGUAGAGGCCAUAGGUGGCUACAACUUGCCAUAAUUCCAAGGGUGCAAGCAUGAAAUGGUGGUGUAAAAUCAUGGUGAUUAUGGUCGCUGACCCUUGAUGCAUAGUUCACUUUCUAAUACAAACUUGAUUUUUGUUUUCAGCAACUCCACUUACGUGCUGGUUUUUGUAUCAUUCAUUUUAACUUAAAAAGGAUAUAGUGUAGUUAUAAGUUGUUUGGCUUCUAAGCAAGUAAAGCAAUGUUGCCUAGCCUAUACAGAUGCUGUUUUUUUUAUUAUCAUUCAUUCUCUUUCAAGUGUAGCAAAGCACGUGUGACA
This is a messenger RNA of Camellia sinensis, 1873 nucleotides long. RefSeq names its product pfkB-like carbohydrate kinase family protein (gene MIK). Gene Ontology annotation, biological process: myo-inositol hexakisphosphate biosynthetic process. Lineage: Eukaryota; Viridiplantae; Streptophyta; Magnoliopsida; Ericales; Theaceae. Gene Ontology annotation, molecular function: kinase activity. The record is from RefSeq and is a predicted model, not a curated record.